AUGCACAUAUUCUACGAGCCGAAACCAAGGGUUCUUGCCCAUACGACGCUAUCUGCUGCCAUUCCGUCUUUCUCUCCAAACAUCCAACAAAUCCUUUUGACGGCCGUGAUAUUAGAUGGUAUGAUAGUGGAAGAGAGUCUUAGAGUUAGUCCAGGAGAGAGCGAGGCCAAUACGCCUCCUGUCCCGGGUGACAUUCCAUACCAAAAACUUUUUCCAACCACAGGCUGCGGAUUUGGUGCGGCCGUCUCCAACAGCUUACUCGUCAGCAGAGUCCUGCACGACUGGCCGGACAGAGAUUACGUGAAAAUCCUCGAGGACUUGAUCCCUGUCAUAGCCAAAGGGAAUACGAAACUGUUCAUCAUCGACCGGGUGCUGCCAGAGAAACCCAGGGAGAUGUUUUUGCAUCAAGAGGCGCUGAUGCAAAGCUUGGGCCUUCUUAUGUGCAAGGAACGAAGCUUGGGUGAAUGGAAGACUUUGUUCAAGGACGCCGAUGGGAGAUUGAAGAUCGAGAGAGUGGACAUGCUGGUCAAUUCAGACCUGGGCAUGUUGGAGGUUGUAAUGGAAUGA
Messenger RNA from Cladophialophora bantiana CBS 173.52, 567 nucleotides. RefSeq lists its product as uncharacterized. Gene Ontology annotation, molecular function: O-methyltransferase activity. The record is from RefSeq and is a predicted model, not a curated record. Bases 1 to 567 code for a protein of 188 amino acids. Lineage: Eukaryota; Fungi; Ascomycota; Eurotiomycetes; Chaetothyriales; Herpotrichiellaceae. The transcript is spliced from 2 exons.